Messenger RNA from Selaginella moellendorffii, 1509 nucleotides. RefSeq names its product ADP,ATP carrier protein. The transcript has 4 exons. The record is from RefSeq and is a predicted model, not a curated record. Gene Ontology annotation, biological process: mitochondrial ADP transmembrane transport; mitochondrial ATP transmembrane transport. Gene Ontology annotation, molecular function: ATP:ADP antiporter activity. Gene Ontology annotation, cellular component: mitochondrial inner membrane. The coding region runs from base 154 to 1326 and encodes 390 amino acids. Lineage: Eukaryota; Viridiplantae; Streptophyta; Lycopodiopsida; Selaginellales; Selaginellaceae.
GUCACGAUUGCGCCACCGCGGGGUUAAGAUGGUCCUUUUUUCCUCCUUUCAUACUUCCAUUUAGCCCGAGUGAACCCUUUGCUCGGCAAGGGUUUUGCAGAUCUCCGCUGUUCUUCCUAGGAUUGGCGUCUAGGCGCCACGAAUCGGCGCGAGAUGGAAGAUCGUCGAGUUCUACCGACAGUGUCACAAAAGCUGAUUGGCGGCCCCUCGCCAUUCGGCUAUGGCAGGACUGCCGAUAGGAUCUAUGGAUCUUACGCCACGUCCUCGUAUCUGGGAGCCGCCAGGUCGAGGUACGUCUCGGAGCUCACGGGGGGCCUGAGGGGAUUCUCGGCGGCGGGGGCGGCGACGAACAUCGCUGCUCCAUCGCCGGUUUUCGUUCCAGCGCCUGCCGAGAGGGGGAAGAGCGCAUUCCUGAUAGAUUUCAUGAUGGGUGGAGUGUCAGCCGCGGUGUCCAAGACCGCCGCCGCUCCAAUCGAGCGCGUGAAGCUUCUGAUCCAGAACCAGGACGAGAUGCUCAAGCAGGGACGUCUCCAGGAGCCUUACAAGGGUAUUGGCGACUGUUUCAAGCGGACGAUUAGCCAAGAAGGGUUUGGGUCUCUGUGGAGAGGAAACAUGGCAAACGUGAUCCGAUAUUUCCCGACCCAGGCCUUGAACUUCGCCUUCAAGGACUACUUCAAGAGAGUGUUCAACUUCAAGAAGGACAAGGAUGGCUACUGGGUGUGGUUCGCCGGGAACCUGGCGUCCGGGGGUGCCGCCGGUGCAACCUCGCUGCUGUUCGUCUACUCGCUGGACUACGCGCGAACUCGGCUGGCCAACGACGCCAAGGCCGCAAAGAAGGCCGGCGUGGCUGGAGAGCGCCAGUUCAAUGGCCUGCUCGAUGUCUACAAGAAGACCAUGGCCACGGACGGCAUCGGCGGACUCUACCGUGGUUUCACCAUCUCGUGCGUGGGUAUCAUUGUCUACAGGGGCCUCUACUUUGGAAUGUACGACUCGCUCAAGCCGGUGCUUCUCACUGGAUCUCUGGAGGGCAACUUCCUUGCGAGCUUUUUUCUAGGUUGGGGGAUCACGACUGGAGCUGGACUGGCUUCAUACCCCAUUGACACAGUGCGGCGUAGGAUGAUGAUGACUUCGGGCCAGGCAGUGAAGUACAACGGAUCGAUGGAUUGCUUCAAGCAGAUUAUCAAGAACGAGGGAACCAAGUCGCUGUUCAAGGGCGCGGGGGCCAACAUCUUGCGAGCGGUGGCGGGUGCCGGAGUGUUGUCGGGCUACGACCAGAUGCAACUCAUCUUCUUUGGCAAGACUUACGGAUCCGGGGGUGGAGGCUAAGAAGGAAAAGGAGCGGAGAGCGCGCCGAUGAUGACGAUGAAGAAAGCUCAUUCCGUUCUUUUUCUCCUUUUUUAUUUUUUUGCGCCUUUUGGAAGAGACUCUCUAAAAAAACUUUGUUGUAGCUUAUAUUUUUUCAGGCUGUUUUGAAUAACUGUUGGGCACUGAAAGGUCCUGGAAUGAGUU